AUGUAUAGAAGUGCCAUAUUUAAGAUAUGCAAUGCAAAACUAAAAGUUGCCUGCGAGCAGAAAAUCUUUAGUUUGUUUCCAAGAAAUAUUUCAACAAAUAAUACUGGAUCUAAAAAGCUAUUUGUAUUUGCAUCUGUACAUAUUGCUGCUUUUUUAAGCUGUAUAUGUUGGUUUAAAUAUAGGAUUAAAACUCAAAUAGAUAUUGAGACAUCAAAUAAAGAGCUUACAAGCAACAGUAAUAAGUUAACUACGAAAAUAAACCAAAGAACCUCUUCAGGAAUAAUUAUAAUUAUCCAAAAAGACAACUUAGUGUGUAUUAAAGUUCCUAUUACAAAUAAAACUAAUACUCAUGACCAACUAACAAGUUUGGUAAAGAUCAAUCCUCUCCAUAAAUUUCUCAAGAUAUAUUUUAAACAAAAAUACCAAGAAGAUUUGGUAUAUGAAGAUCACUUUUCGUCUAUAUAUAUGCCACUACCUAUUCAUUUAAUAAAUACCAUGUUAAACAGUAAAAUAUUAGUAUUACUUAGUGAUGAUAAGUAUAAUCAUGUAAUAUUAAAUGGUAACAUUAGCCAACUUGAUAUAAAAGCUAAAGCAAAUUUAUGGAGUAACUUAUGGGACUAUAUGAUACCUGGAAGUAUAAGUGAUCCAAAUUAUGGAAUAUUUAAAUUUGAAAUAUUAAAUGCAACAAUGCAAUUUUGCAGUUCAAGUGGAGAUACAUACUGGAAACAAGCCUGCAUACAGAAAAGUUCAAAUUAA
Molecule: messenger RNA, 756 nt
Organism: Cryptosporidium muris RN66
Lineage: Eukaryota; Apicomplexa; Conoidasida; Eucoccidiorida; Cryptosporidiidae
Exons: 2
Coding region: 1-756 (251 amino acids)
Source: RefSeq, a predicted model, not a curated record